UCAAUGAUUUACAUAAACUUUACUAAUCCCACGUCAUAAUAUUAUGUUCGGAAACAAGUCUAUUAAUUAACAUAAAUGUUAUAUCCACGUCAGACAUUGUACAAGCUAUUGUCGGAAAAGGUCCACAGCUAAAAAAAGAUAAGAAAUGAAGAGGUUGAUUGGGAGUCCUGGAAUGGUGAGUGGUCUAGUGUUGAGGAUUGGUCAGUUUUUGUGUGCUGCUGCUUCUAUUGGAGUGAUGGUUUCUGCUAGAGGCUUCUCUGGCUACACUGCCUUCUGUUAUUUGAUUGCAUCGAUGGGGCUUCAAGUCUUAUGGAGUUUUGGACUCGCGUGCCUCGAUGUUUAUGCUUUAAAGAUAAAGAAAGACCUUCAAAAUCCAGUCCUAAUCAGCCUUUUUGUUGUCGGUGAUUGGGUGACUGCUACAUUAUCACUUGCAGCUGCAUGCUCAUCGGCAGGGGUCGCAGUUUUGUAUGCGAAAGACUUCGAUUUUUGCAAGCCUCAUUUGCAUAUCCCCUGCGCUAGAUUUGACCUUUCCAUUGCUCUGGCCUUCACUACUUGGCUACUUAUUGCUGUAUCUUCACAUGUAAUGUUUUGGAUUUUGGCAUCAAUAUGAAUCAUGAUUAGUUUACCAUCCCACGGUAUACAUUGUGCCACUGUGUGUCCUAUUCUCUAAUUUACAUCUUAUCCUUAUGAAUUUUGUCUCUUUGUCAUGUAUAUAUUUUAUUAAGUUGACUAGUUCCUGGACCACUAUUGCUGCAA
Molecule: messenger RNA, 756 nt
Organism: Daucus carota subsp. sativus
Lineage: Eukaryota; Viridiplantae; Streptophyta; Magnoliopsida; Apiales; Apiaceae
Product: CASP-like protein 5B2
Exons: 4
Coding region: 146-610 (154 amino acids)
Cellular component (GO): membrane
Source: RefSeq, a predicted model, not a curated record